AUGCCCAAGCGCACUCCCACUCCUCAACACCCUGAUAGCCCUAUUGGCAAGAAGAAGAAGCUUGAAAAUGGCCAGAGAUGGAAUCGCCUGCCAACAGAUGGGGAGAUGGAGAAGAUGUCGGUGCGAGAAAAGCUCUUCGCAGGGGUGUCUUUCGGCUUCGCUAGGAGGCAGCAGCAGAAGGCAGCCCACAACCAACCAAGCUAUGCUCCAGUAGCUAGCUUACAACAAAUUAUAGACGAAGCAUUCCGUGUGAAUCCAAGCAUUAACCGGAGUUUAAAUGAUGCACCCGGGUCUGUGGUGAUGCUUCCAAGAGAGGUGGAAGAGGGGCUCUGGGCAGAGGAUUUAGACCAACGAAGAGAAAUUCUCACCGACCAUUUUGAGCAGAGAAUGAUUCAAAGACGAGAUACAAGUCGGAGACUGCAGGCAGUCUUGAGGCUAGCAAAUGACCAUCCGUUUGCGCCCCCGGUGGAGAUUUCAGGCGAACAAGAGCCAAGAGACAGAUUGCGACUGUUUCUCCAAUCUGCUUGUCGUGAACACGGCUAUAGAAAGCUGCAGAUAGACUUUUGCGGCUUCAUGACAAUCAAGAGGCAUAGCGACCUCAAGGGGGAGCCCCUUGGAUCUGUGCCGCGGGAGCCUAUCGUUGAGCCAGCAGACAAUUUGGUUCUCCAUGCCAAAAGGGGGAAUAUCACACUAUAUGAGUCUGAUGUACCUGACCAAUUCGGCCAUAUAACGACUUGGAUGUGGCUCAAAAUCUGCAGACCACUAGCAGCCUACGAGCUGAAGCACCAUCCAGCACCAGAUGUAUCCAAGGAAGAAGAAGGAGAAUGCGAAGCCUGGGUCAUCAUCGCGAUCCCAAAGUCUCAAAUAGAGACACUGGAAGAUGCCUGGAGCUUGUAUCCCGCCCCUGAGAAAGAGACGCACGGGGACUACAUUAUGGACAUUACAAUUCCACAUAGCGUGCGGCAGGACACACAAAAUUCUCAGCGGAGAAGGGCGCUGGCAUUUCGCUACAGCCGGGAUGGGGUGCCUAGUAUAGCAUCAUCGAAGAAAAGUGGCGAUGUCGAUUCGAUGUGGUUCGGAUUCAGGACGGACGCCGACGAGAUGCAGUGGGAGAGGGUACAAGAGGCCAUGAAGACGGACUCGUGUCUCGUCUACGCACUUUCGGGGAUUGAUGCUAAGUGGAUUCAUGUGGCCCCUCAGCAGCCCGAGGGAAUAACACAGUCAGGGAAGAGCACUGAGGCUCAGACGCCUCGCAAGGCGAAGAGAUUGAGCGGCGAGGGGAGGUCUUCGAACCUCAAGAAUGAAAUCAAGUCAGACGACUAUUAG
Trichoderma virens Gv29-8 is the source of this 1326-nucleotide messenger RNA. RefSeq lists its product as uncharacterized. Bases 1 to 1326 code for a protein of 441 amino acids. The transcript has 3 exons. NCBI's taxonomy places the organism in Eukaryota, Fungi, Ascomycota, Sordariomycetes, Hypocreales, Hypocreaceae. The record is from RefSeq and is a predicted model, not a curated record.